CUGGCCGGAGUUGGCUGGAGCGGUUGCCAUGACAAGCAAUUUCUUAAGACAGCCCCGCUGUUGAGACCGUCCUAGGCUGGGGGUGGGGUGGGGGCACGAACUUCCUGGGGGACCAUCCCUCCGAAGACGGCGAGGUCGGACACCCGCCCAGCUCCCUGCACCCAUUUUCUUCCAGGAAGGUCCUUCGCGUGGAAGGGCUGGGGAAGAAGACCCAGCCCACUCCCCCAGCUCUAGCUCAAAGCUGUAGCUCAAAGCCGGCAUCCCUGGGUGGUUUACCACACUGGGUCGAGCGGUGGGUGGUCACCCCACCCUACUCGGUCCAUGGAAACGCGGAGGGAGAGUCCCGCUUGGAGACACCUGAAUCUUUGCUAGAAAGAGAGAGACCUAGCUGUCAUCGUUAUCCAGGGAGCCCUCCUCUUUCUCCUGAUGACGCUGUUCUACCAUCGAAGUUGCUGGUUGUUGCUAAGGUUGCCUCCAUGGUAACAUGCUUAUCCUGUUUACACUUCUCUAUGGACAAGUAGUCUAAGCUAGGAACCUACCUGCUCUGGAUGACUAUUUUCAUCGCCACACAGAGGACACCAAUCAGCGUGACGCCAAGUCCGUCUUCUACUAAGUUCCCCCAACCUCUUCCUCCUCUCACUAGUAGACUUGAUACAGAAGAAAAGAUCUAGGCUUGGUGUUGCUACUCUGAAGCUUAUUGCACAAGAUAUUGUCAAUUUAUCCCCUAACUGGGCCCCCAGAGAAGAAAGAAGUGAGAAGAAACAGGGAAGAGAAGGCAAGAGACACAGAUCAGUUGGAGGGAAACUCUACAUCUUCUCUGCUUGAGAGUCUGGUAACCGCAGGCAAAAUGACGAGCUCAUCAGCACAUAGCUUGCCGGGCAACUCAGUAGCUGAGGACUAUGAAGGGGAGUUUGGCUGCACAUUAAUGGACUUGAGGAAGCUCAUGGAGCUUCGUGCGGCUGAUGCAGUCACCCAGAUCAGUGCCCACUAUGGAGGUGUACAGAAUAUCUGCGAGAGACUGAAAACCUCCCCUGUAGAAGGUUUAUCUGGGAACCCUACAGAUCUGGAGAAGCGUAGACUUGUUUUUGGACAGAAUGUGAUACCUCCGAAAAAGCCCAAGACUUUCUUAGAAUUAGUGUGGGAAGCCCUGCAGGAUGUCACGCUCAUCAUCCUGGAGAUUGCAGCCAUCAUCUCCCUGGUCCUGUCCUUCUAUCGACCCCCUGGCGGAGACAAUGAAAUCUGUGGUCAGACUACAAGUAGCCCAGAAGACGAGGAAGCAGAAACCGGCUGGAUUGAGGGGGCAGCCAUCCUUACCUCGGUGAUCAUUGUGGUGUUAGUGACAGCCUUCAAUGACUGGAGCAAAGAGAAGCAGUUCCGGGGGCUGCAGAGUCGCAUUGAACUCGAGCAAAAAUUCUGCAUUAUCCGGAAUGGUCAGCUCAUCCAGCUCCCAGUGGCUGAGAUUGUGGUGGGAGAUAUUGCCCAGAUCAAAUACGGUGACCUACUCCCUGCAGACGGAAUCCUAAUCCAGGGCAAUGACCUGAAGAUCGAUGAGAGCUCUCUGACGGGAGAGUCAGAUCAUGUCAAGAAGUCUCUGGAGAAAGACCCCAUGUUGCUCUCAGGGACUCACGUGAUGGAAGGUUCUGGCCGGAUGGUAGUGACUGCUGUGGGGAUCAACUCUCAGACUGGAAUCAUCUUCACCCUCUUAGGGGCCAGUGAGGAAGAUGAGGAGGAAAAGAAGAAGAAAAGUAAAAAACAAGGAGUCUCUGAAAAUCGCAACAAAGCAAAGACCCAAGAUGGAGUGGCUUUGGAAAUCCAGCCUCUCAACAGCCAGGAGGGUAUCGACAGUGAGGAAAAGGAGAAGAAAGUCAGCAAGAUACCCAAGAAGGAGAAGUCGGUGCUGCAGGGCAAGCUCACGCGCCUGGCUGUGCAGAUCGGGAAGGCGGGUCUGAUCAUGUCUGCUCUCACGGUUGUCAUCUUGAUUCUAUACUUUGUGGUUGAAAAUUUCGUGAUACAGCGCAGAUCAUGGCUGCCUGAGUGUACUCCCGUCUACAUCCAGUAUUUCGUCAAGUUCUUCAUCAUUGGCGUCACGGUUUUGGUAGUGGCUGUGCCAGAGGGGCUGCCACUGGCUGUCACCAUCUCACUGGCCUACUCUGUAAAGAAAAUGAUGAAGGAUAACAACUUGGUACGGCACUUGGAUGCUUGUGAGACAAUGGGCAACGCCACAGCCAUUUGCUCUGAUAAAACAGGAACACUGACCAUGAACCGCAUGACCGUGGUGCAAGCUUACGUUGGGGGCACUCAUUACCGCCAGAUCCCAAGCCCUGACAUCUUCCCGCCCAAGGUCCUGGACCUCAUAGUCAAUGGCAUUUCCAUUAACAGUGCUUAUACUUCUAAGAUUCUGCCUCCAGAAAAGGAGGGAGGCCUACCUCGGCAGGUAGGCAACAAGACAGAGUGUGCCCUGCUGGGCUUUGUCACAGAUCUGAAGCAGGAUUACCAAGCAGUUCGCAAUGAAGUGCCCGAGGAGAAGCUCUUCAAAGUGUACACCUUCAACUCAGUGCGAAAGUCCAUGAGCACCGUCAUCAGGAAGCCUGGAGGGGGCUUCCGCAUGUUCAGCAAGGGCGCCUCUGAGAUAAUGCUGCGCAGGUGUAAUCAAAUCCUGGACAAGGGAGGAGAAUGCGUACAAUUCAAAAAUAAGGACCGAGACGAUAUGGUACGCAAUGUCAUUGAGCCCAUGGCCAGCGAAGGACUCCGGACCAUCUGCAUAGCUUACCGGGACUUCGAUGGCCCAGAGCCCAUAUGGGACAAUGAGAAUGAAGUCCUUGCUGAGCUGAUCUGCAUUGCAGUGGUGGGCAUUGAGGACCCUGUGCGCCCAGAGGUACCGAACGCAAUUGCCAAGUGCAAACGGGCUGGCAUUACUGUCAGAAUGGUGACAGGCGACAACGUCAACACAGCACGAGCCAUCGCCACCAAAUGCGGCAUUCUGACCCCCGGAGACGACUUCCUGUGCUUGGAAGGCAAAGAGUUCAACAGGCUCAUCCGCAACGAGAAGGGCGAGGUGGAACAAGAGAAGCUGGACAAGAUCUGGCCCAAGCUCCGGGUGCUGGCACGAUCUUCUCCCACGGACAAGCACACGCUGGUGAAAGGUAUCAUUGACAGCACUGUUGGGGAACAGCGACAGGUGGUGGCUGUCACCGGUGACGGGACAAAUGAUGGACCUGCCCUAAAGAAAGCAGAUGUCGGUUUUGCCAUGGGUAUUGCGGGCACAGAUGUGGCUAAGGAGGCGUCAGACAUCAUCCUGACUGAUGACAACUUCACCAGCAUCGUGAAGGCGGUGAUGUGGGGACGGAACGUGUACGACAGCAUUUCCAAGUUCCUGCAGUUCCAGCUCACCGUCAAUGUGGUGGCUGUGAUCGUGGCUUUCACCGGAGCCUGUAUCACUCAGGAUUCUCCAUUGAAAGCAGUGCAGAUGUUGUGGGUUAACCUGAUCAUGGACACGUUUGCUUCACUGGCCCUGGCCACAGAGCCCCCUACCGAUUCUCUGUUGAGGCGUCGCCCCUACGGGCGAAACAAGCCUCUGAUCUCACGGACUAUGAUGAAGAACAUCUUGGGCCACGCGGUGUAUCAGCUCACGGUCGUCUUUGUCCUUGUCUUUGCUGGUGAGAAAAUGUUUGACAUUGACAGCGGGAGGAAGGCCCCUCUCCAUUCACCACCCAGCCAGCACUACACCAUCGUUUUCAACACCUUCGUGCUGAUGCAGCUCUUCAAUGAAAUCAACUCCCGGAAGAUACAUGGCGAGAAGAAUGUCUUUGCAGGCAUCUACCACAAUGUCAUUUUCUGCUCCGUAGUUUUAGGCACAUUCUUCUGCCAGAUUUUAAUCGUGGAAUUUGGGGGGAAGCCCUUCAGCUGUACACGCCUCAACCUGGAGCAGUGGUUAUGGUGUCUCUUCAUAGGGAUUGGAGAACUUCUGUGGGGCCAGAUCAUCUCUGCGAUACCUACCCAGUCUCUGAAGUUCCUAAAGGAGGCUGGGCAUGGCGCUGCCAAGGAUGAGAUCACCAAGGAUGCCGAGGGAAUGGAUGAGAUUGAUCUUGCUGAGAUGGAGCUGCGCAGAGGCCAGAUCCUCUGGUUCCGUGGCCUGAACCGGAUUCAGACUCAGAUUGAAGUAAUUAACACAUUCCAGACGGGAGCCUCCAUUAAGGGAGUCCUAAAGCGACAGAACAUGAACCAACAGCUUGAUGUAAAGCUGGUUCCUAGCUCCUAUUCCAUCAAAGUGGUCAAAGUGUUCCAUAAUUUCCAACAAGUCAUCCAUAAACCCAGGAACCAACACUCCAUCCACAACUUCAUGAACCACCCUGAAUACAACGUAGACGAUGAAUUUCCGAAGUCACCCCAGGAUGACCAAGAGGAAGAUUCUGGACCGAGUUCUAAAUCGGGGACUGGGGUGCUCCUGUUGGAUGGUGAGGCCACUCCACAUGACAACAAAAACAACAAUGCCGUGGAUUGCAACCAAGUGCAAAUCGUCACCUCCCAUUCCGACAGCCCUCUGCAAAGCCUGGAGACAUCAGUUUGAACUUCCAUUCUCUGACUCCCGUCCCUGCUUUCCCUGUUUCUUUUAUCAUCUAUCCCGUCUAUAAGGUGACGAUGGGACUUGUCACUGUUAUGUCAGCUGCUCCUAAGUGUGUGAGAACCCCUACCUGGCCGUGAAGAAACCAGAGCACAGACCUACAAGGAUUCGGUCAAACCCUGGGCAGGUAAUGGUAGAUCUACUCCUCAAGUGUAUCAGUUGUCGUCUUUAGAAAAAUGAUGACAAUCCUCCUGGCAUCACCCAGCCCAAAGUCUCCACGGCAUUCCCGCAUGUGUCACCGCCUCCUGACUUGGAGACUUUAUGAGUUUCUGCCAUUGACAAGCUAAGUUGUAGGCUCAGGGAGAGACAGAUACCCUGUGUUUGUGUUUCAGUAGACUGAUUAUCCUUAGAACAUUUUUCCUAUUUUGAAAGUGCCCACCCUAAGGCCUCUAGCUCUUCCUGCUCUUCAGUCUGACCUCUCCAAGGUUCUUUGGUUCUUAUGUGACCCUUACCAUCCCUUCCUCUCACUUUUUUUUUUUCCUCCUAAGUUGUGGUAAUUAAGAGAAUGGAAAGGACAUGGACAAGUUGAGUCAACUUUGGCCCCUUCUGGCCCUGGUAGAACCUUUCAUUUUGUUCUAGAGGCAAGCAGAUUUCUUUGCUAAAAUGGUCUUUUUGGAGCAAAUGAGCUAGUGAAAUAUUUCUCUGUUUCCACCAGGUCAGCUCCAACUUCUGAAUGUCCAUCUGUCUUCUUGAGUGUGUUGGGGUUUUUAAGUGCCAGGGAAAUCAGCCAUGACCAGGAAGCUUUCAUAUGUAUAAUAUAUAGUUUUUACCACAGGCCUGAGCUUCUUCCUUGCCUAAGGUGGUAGCAAAAGAAUGAAUGGGCCAUGACCCUGCCUCCUAGCUGGAUGAGGAAUUUCAGGACCAACAUGGAGCAGGCGUAGGACCAGAAAUCACUGAAGCAGACUAUUUUCAAGGGUAUUUGCCAAGGCUCUCCCAGGGCAGGAGCUGAUGGUUAGGGGAAUGAGUGUUAUGAAGCCUUGGGAGGGGCUAAAGAACCAAUCCAUCAGGAUCUGAGAAACCUCCCCUCAGGCUAGGCGCCUGAGUACCAGCUUUGACAUUCUCUUUGCUUUUCUAAUUCUAUGCUUUGUUGUGUUCCACAACAUUUUCCGCCUCUAAGGAGGUCCCCAACCUUUGCAAAUAUUUCAAUGUUGAAAAUACACACCGGAAAGAGGAGGCUCCCUGACAGGGUUCUGAUGCAAGGAGCAGAAGGCCCUCCCCGGAAAGCUCCCUGCCUCCUCUCUCCUCGCUUCACACACACACACACACACACACACACACACACACACACACACACACACGCUCUCCCAGCCUUCAGCGGUGUCUCCACUGCUGCCCAGGAAAGCCCGUGCCUUUUUACCCCCAACACUGCCCAAUGCAUCCUCUGCCCACUCGCCUCUCAGGAGUUGGGAACUUCACCGAAAGGGACUUCGCCUUACUGGGACGAGGUGGAGGCACGUUCCCAGGUGCUCCAUCUGUACCCCUGCUAUGCUGAUCUAAGCAUUUUUGUGCAGGUGGACCAAAUUGAUGUCCCCAAGUCCCAUCUCCCAUGAGUUCAGUGAAGCCUGCCUCCCACUUUCUAGGGGGAUGGAAAUAAGGAGGAUGCGCGAGGCUCAUGAGAACUGCCAGGUUUCCACUUGGGAGAGAAAGACAAGAUGAACUUGUCCACUCCUAGCCUUUCUUCUAGAGAUCUUCCUCCCACCCAAGCUGCCAAGACAGGAUGAGUGAACAAUCACCAUUCCACACCCAUUACAGCAUACUCCAUCAUUACAGGAAGUAGCGAGAAGGCUGAGAUUGGGGUUUUGCAAAGCUUACACACUUGAGCAAUCUUUCCUUGUGGCGAAAAAACAGCUCACUGGAGUUGUUAAUUAUUCACACACACACACACACACACACACACACACACACACACACUUAAGUACAUUCGAAGAUUGAUUCUGUCAACUCUUUUAUUACCUCAGAUCAUUUUUCAAAGCAAGCCAAUAACAAGCUUCGAAGGCCAUUUACCAUCCUUGCUCCCAAGGGACUUUUGUGGUGCCUGGAAGGUCACUCUUGAGGGCUUUAUGUCUACUUUUUCAAAGUCAAUAGUGUGUGUGUGUGUGUGUGUGUGUGUGUGUGUGUGUGCCUAUGUAUGUGUGUGUUCUAGUUUCCAUAGUAAGAGAGAAAAUAUAGAAAUAUUAUGCAAAAAACAUAGUUUUCUUUAGAUCAGAAACUAAUAUUUUUGAGUCAGCCAUAUAUAUAUAUUGUUUGAAGAACUUCAAAUAAAAUGCCGUCGCAGAGCACCAUGGAGGGAGCACACAGCCAGCUGUUUGGCAUGACAGGUGGCUCAGUAUAUUUGUAAUUGGUUUAAAAUAUAUAUAUAUAUACACCAUACUUCCUUUCUCCGAACAGCCAUCUUUAUAUUUAGGGAAAAAUAAUUGUUGGGUUCUAGACUUUUUUAAUAUAUAUUUUGUUGAAAUGGAAUUGAGUAAGUUCAAGUGUUUCUGUGCAUAUGUUUUUUCUAUUCAGUUUCAGUGAUCCAGGUGGCAGUGAGUAAAUAUGACAGAAGUUAAUAACAGUUUCCCCUAAAUGGUGCUUCGGAUUUGAAAGAGGUCUGAUGGGGAGAAAGAGAAACUAUCCUAGAGCCCUCUUUUGAUAACCCUGCAGGUAGUGAGGGAAACCCCAGGAAAGAGACUUCUCAUCUGUCAGGACAUGGAUGUAUGCUGCCGUGGAGGAGUGCCAGGCUUGUUGGUAACCAGGGCCGAGGGCCAGUUGGGCUUGUGUAUGAGGAGUUAGCGAGCAAGCAGUGUCAAUGACAGUCUCUCCUGGUAGGCAAGGGAACUGUGACAUGGGGCUUGCAUUUCUUUAUGCUUCUUUCACUUCCCCUUCUCCCUAGAGUGACCCCAUUAGUGAGUUUUUGUGCAUGAAUCUGAGUAGUGGCACCUUCCUCUUUUGUACGACACAGCAGAUGGGAGACUGAGCUCCAAAUGGAAAAGAUAAAUACAGCAAUGGUUGCUUCCAGUCUGACAGUCUGAGGACUAGGUCCCACUCAAAAGUCCUUCACUGUCCUCUAGAGUGCUUUUCCCAUCCCAAAGGAUGUAAGAGAGACCAGCUAGAUCCCCUCUGGGCCUUUGUGGAUUCCUCAGGUUUGGAUUUAUAGUUUCCUUCAAGCUUUAGGGGACAAUUGCGCAGAACAAUCAGAGGGAUUACCUCACUGCCGAAAAUCCAGAGGGGCACGCGUGCUUGAGUGUGCCUGACUCCCCUCCUGCAUCCCUCCCUUUCUUCCCAUCCCUUGCCUUACAGUUGAAGCUACCUGUGGUACCAUCCCAGUCUGCGCACUCAGCCACCUUUGCGUCUCGGGUCCGCCCCACGGCACUGGUGGGGGUGCGCACUUACAAUGCCUGCUGUUCUAAAGCCAUCCCGGCCUCUUCCUCAGUAGACCACGCACCCUCCCUCCCUGCCAUUCAGCUCAGAGCCAGAACUUUUGCCUUCCCAGCUCUGCAGUUAGGCCUGCUGUCCCCUUUCUUCUUCCUGGGAGAGGUGAAGGGAGGUGAGCUCCCUGCAACCCAAUCGGCCUUUGGUUCGUGUUUUCUCCCCAUGUGUAUAUAUGCCAUAUGUAAAUAUGCCAUAUAUAUGUGCCAACAAAUUGAUCUAUGCCAUCUUUUCUAAUCGGGCAUGCAGAUAGGAAUUUUGAGUUUCUUCUCAGUAACUAGUAUAAUGAGCACUGGUUAUUUUUGUACAAAAGAAAAAGAAAAAAAAAAAACAAACAGAAAAUUGACUGUUGUAGUCUGCAUGACAGACACGAUGAUAUCAAAGCAAUGUGUAUCCUAGUGUGUAUUGCCAUAGUUUGCAGUUCAGCUUAACAGUGCACCCAAUCUGUAUUUGCAUUUGAUAUUAUUUAAGCUCUAUGUAUAAUGUUUCGCAUGUAUUUAUAUGGUUCUUGGGGGGGGAUGCUAUAAACUGACAAAUCUGUAAUGCAAAUGUGUCGUCCCACUGACACGGGAAGAAGAGUUUGAAAAGGGGUCAUUUUUUUGGAACCAAUAAAGCUUUUUGCUGAUGAGCAGAAACCAAUGCCAUGCACUGAGAAUAAAAACCCAUGCCCACUUGUAA
This is a messenger RNA of Peromyscus eremicus (cactus mouse), 8707 nucleotides long. It is a transcript of the gene Atp2b4, whose product is annotated as ATPase plasma membrane Ca2+ transporting 4. Bases 848 to 4567 code for a protein of 1239 amino acids. Gene Ontology annotation, molecular function: P-type calcium transporter activity; ATP hydrolysis activity; PDZ domain binding. The record is from RefSeq and is a predicted model, not a curated record. Lineage: Eukaryota; Metazoa; Chordata; Mammalia; Rodentia; Cricetidae. Gene Ontology annotation, cellular component: membrane; intracellular membrane-bounded organelle. The transcript has 22 exons. Gene Ontology annotation, biological process: regulation of cytosolic calcium ion concentration; calcium ion transmembrane transport.